AUGACCAAUAUUGUUAGACCUACCACUCUCCAAAUGCUUCGUAAGUCCAAGGACAAAUUAGGAUUUUUACGACAUGUUAGAGAUCUUUUGAAUCUGCUCAAAUCUCCAACAGAAGAGAGCACCGAAGGAGAUGCGCCUCCCGCUAACGGAUCCAUCAUCACUAUGACCUUGAAGAAUAAUCAUUUGAUUGUGGAGACUGAAGAGAGGAAUGAUAUCACCAGAAAUGGGCGUGAAACCAAGAUGAAAUACUCACCAGACAACGAUGGCGUUUUUGUCGUUGAAGUACAACAGUCAACUGCCUACAGACCUAACAAAACGAUAGUCAAUUCCCCUCCUCAUGACCCUCAAAUCUCUACCAACCAAGCUCUCAUACACCGUGUCCCCGAGGAAGUAGAUAAGAAGAUUGAAGAGGUUAGCGAAAAAAGUAGCAGCAAGUUUGAAACUAAAAUUCAUGCAUUAUCUAGCACUGGCCUAUCCAUCUCUGAUUUGAGCAUGUCGUCAAUAGGUUCUCACAACGUUAGUUACUCUUACAGUAGCCAGAUGGGGUAUGAACAAGGGCCCUUUGGGUAUCCAGUCUAUGCUGGUUACGACGUAACAUACACCAACGGUCCUGAAAGCAUCGUAUAUGACAAUUCACAAGAACCUUUGAUAAGCAAAACUCCAACCGAUCCUGAUAAACCCGUAGUUACUGCCGCAAUUUUCAAGCAAGACUCAAUUAUAGGAAGCGAUGCCUUACAAGGUCCAGGGUACUGUAUUGAAGGAUCGACAGAUGGACCUUUAUUAUCCGACGUCCAAGCAAGAGAGUACAGUUUACAGCAUCUUCACGAUCAGAAAAAAAUGGAAAAUGGAAUAGCAGUUCCUCCAAUUGUGACCGAAAAAGUUGAAAGCGCGAAACCUUUAAAUCGAGUUGAUAGUCUUCCUACGCGGUUAGAGGACGAUGUAGAAAAGCUUCCAAUGAAGACAAUUAAUGAAGAUGAAUGCCUUCGAAAGGAUACGCUGAAGAGUAAGAGAUCUUUACCAAUCGUAAAGACCGAUGCUGUGUACGAAUCAGUUCGAGAGAUUUUGCCUUCAGGAUCACCGAAGUUUGAAAAGUUAAUGAACGAGUCACCACCCGGGGAUGGUAUAUAUGACUCUCCUCCAAUGAUCACCAUCACAGAAGAAAGUGAAUCAAGCAAGAGUGAUGGCACAAGCUAA
Messenger RNA from Arctia plantaginis, 1194 nucleotides. The record is from the annotation of a GenBank genome assembly. NCBI's taxonomy places the organism in Eukaryota, Metazoa, Arthropoda, Insecta, Lepidoptera, Erebidae.